Aureobasidium namibiae CBS 147.97 is the source of this 1374-nucleotide messenger RNA. RefSeq lists its product as uncharacterized. The coding region runs from base 1 to 1374 and encodes 457 amino acids. The record is from RefSeq and is a predicted model, not a curated record. NCBI's taxonomy places the organism in Eukaryota, Fungi, Ascomycota, Dothideomycetes, Dothideales, Saccotheciaceae. The transcript is spliced from 2 exons. Gene Ontology annotation, molecular function: DNA-binding transcription factor activity, RNA polymerase II-specific; zinc ion binding. Gene Ontology annotation, biological process: regulation of DNA-templated transcription.
AUGGGUACCAUGUUCCCCACUCUCAAGUUCAAAGACGCCAGCUCCAUGACCCAGAUCGAUAUUCAAGCUGCAAACGAAUCUCUCAACAGAGGUAAAGGUGUUCGAAAAGCGUGCAACUCAUGUCGCAUUGGAAGGUGCAGGUGUUCAGGCCAGAGGACUGGCUGCGACAAAUGUCGGGAUAAAGAGCUGGAAUGCGUGUACGAGGAAGCCUCAUUGAGAGCCAAGAGGAAAUCUAUCGCACAAGACCAAAAUGAUACUAGCAACAACGAACAAGCGAAUCCCUCAAGCUUUGAGGUCGAAGGCUCGCAGGAUCAAUACAUUCUUGAUACAACGGUAUGGCCUGCUCCACCCGAAAGUCUAUCGCCAUACUCUCGUCUGCAUCACAUCGAACAAGGCAUUUGUCCUUCCGUCACACCCACGAUCACUACUGUGGGUGUAGACACGUAUGAAGCCAACAUGCUCGAUGUCGACAGCACGAGCACAAACUCUACUGGGUCGUUCAACCUCGACCCUCAGUUUGAAUCGUCUGAUCAAGGUUGCGAUGUCGAUGUUGGUAUUGCGUAUGACUUCGAGGAUCUGGAUUUCCAUUCCUUGAUACCUCAAGAUGAACCUUUUCCCUUCGCCGCCCAGAUCUGCGGAGAUUUUUCGAACCUUGACAUACCGACCAUGCAAUUGUCAACAGAACUAGAUCUACAGAACGUCGACACUGCUAUCGGGGAUAGCAAGAACUUCGAUUGUCCUGUACCACGCGGUUGUAGAAAGCUGACCCGACCAAUCAUCAACUUGGACCACGCGGCUCAUAUACCUUCUGGAGAUGAACGCUACUCACCAAACACUGUAGAGGCCUCUUCCAACCAUACAUCGCCAGCUGAGGCAGCGCGGCCAUCAAUCCCGCCGGCCUGGAACUCGUCCAAUUCUCCGUGUGACUGUAUGGCAAAGGCGACGUCACUGCUGGGAAGAUUGGAGGACAUCGCAACGCAGGGCGCAACACAACCUGAUUGCUCAUUGAGGGCCCAUCGGCAGGCACUGUCAAUCAUUGCGAAAGCUCUAGACUGUGUUCUGUGCCGUAAGACAAAUUCCUUGAUUGCCUUGUUGGUCCUUGUCGUGGUCCGCCUGGUUGGUGCGAUCAACCCGUUGUGUCAGACUCCAAGCGCAAAGAUACAACUCAGACUAGGAGAGUACGAUAUCGAUCCUACCGAAGAAUGGCCCCAACUGGUUCGCUGCCUCAUGUCUAUGCAGCUUGUCAAGCUGCGUUAUCUACUCAGACGAUCAUGGUCUCUUUCGGACGGUCCCGCGUACGAAAUGCAUAGGGAAAUGCUUUCUCGCGCUUGCAAUGGCUUUCGUAGAUCUUGGGUCCAAUUGAACGGAGAAUAG